This is a messenger RNA of Aspergillus melleus, 1065 nucleotides long. Its product is annotated as D-mandelate dehydrogenase-like dehydrogenase. Gene Ontology annotation, molecular function: NAD binding; hydroxypyruvate reductase [NAD(P)H] activity; glyoxylate reductase (NADPH) activity. NCBI's taxonomy places the organism in Eukaryota, Fungi, Ascomycota, Eurotiomycetes, Eurotiales, Aspergillaceae. The record is from RefSeq and is a predicted model, not a curated record. Bases 1 to 1065 code for a protein of 354 amino acids. Gene Ontology annotation, cellular component: cytosol. The transcript is spliced from 2 exons.
AUGCCCAAACAAAAAGUCCUCCACCUCGGCGCCCCCAUCAAAUACAACCCAGACGUAUACGCCCGUUUCAGCAGCACAUUCGAGAUCAUCCAGCCCUCCGCAUCCGAGCUAUCUCGAGAGGCAUUCAAGCGCGCCUUGCAAGAGCGCCGAUGGGGUGACUUCCAUGCCGUGUUCCGUCCGUUCUGGAAUACCGGCGGCGAGAUGGGGAAUUGGGAUCAGGAGUUGAUUGAUCUUCUUCCUGGCAGUGUGAAGGUUAUGGCGAGUGCGGGGGCUGGGUAUGAUUGGGUUGAUGUGAAGGGGUUGGCGAAAAGGAGAAUAACAUACUGCAACGGCGCCUCCGCAUCCUCCGACUCCGUCUCCGACAUGGCCCUAAUCCUCAUCCUCUCUACAUUCCGCAACCUCCGGUGGUCCCAUUCCGCCGCACACUCCCUCUCCCCCAUCGCCUUCAACGACGCCCACAAAAGCUCUCCCCUGCAAUCAUUCAACCCACGGUCUCGCUCCCUGGGCAUAAUCGGCCUCGGCGCGAUCGGGUACAGCAUCGCCCAAAAAGCCCACGCGGCGUUCGGGAUGACCAUCCUCUACCACGAUAUCGUUCGCAAGUCCGCCUCGCUCGAAGAGAGCAUCCACGCGCGCUACUUUGACAAGCUAGAUGAGAUGCUGGGGGUAGCGGAUUGCGUGAUCGUAGCGACGCCGUUUGCGGGGGAGACGUUGCUCACAGGGGAGCGGUUCUCUGCGUUUAAGCGCGGAGGACGGUUUGUGAAUAUUGCGCGCGGGUCGUUGGUCGAUGAGGAUGCUUUAGUGGCCGCGCUGGAGAGUGGACAGCUCAGUGCGGCGGGGUUGGAUGUGCAUGCGAAUGAACCGUAUGUGCAUCCGAGGUUGGCGGGGAAUUCGCGCGUGUUCAUGGUCAGUCAUAAUGCGGGGGGCACGGUGGAUACGCAUGUGGGCUUUGAGAGGUUGGCGAUGGAGAAUAUUGAGGCGUUUUUUAGGACGGGGAAGGCGUUGACGCCUGUGAAUGCGCAUUUGGUGGAGGAGCAUGCGAGGGGGCAGGUGAGGAGUGUUUUGUAG